AACUUUGGCCAACUUGCAAUGACCAAGGAAUCCAAGGCGCUGAUAGGACUUUACCACGGGCAGGUGCGCUGCAAGAAGAACAAGUUUGGGACACCUCAGCGAGAAGUCAAGACUCUGGCAGUGCUGGGAGCAGGGCUCAUGGGAGCUGGGAUCGCCCAGGUUUCGGUGGAUAAGGGCCUGAAGACCAUUCUGAAGGACACGGCACAGCAAGGCUUGGACAGAGGACAGCAGCAAGUCUUCAAGGGGCUGAACGGCAAGGUGAAGAAGAAGAGUCUGACAUCGUUUGAGAGGGACUCCAUUCUCAGCAACCUGACAGGCCAGCUGGACUACAAGGGCUUUGAGAAGGCAGACAUGGUGAUCGAGGCUGUGUUCGAGGACAUCAACAUCAAGCACAAAGUGCUGAAGGAGGUGGAGGCCGUGAUCCCUGCUCACUGCAUCUUCGCCAGCAACACGUCUGCCCUCCCCAUCAGCCAAAUCGCUGCUGUUAGCAAGAGGCCAGAGAAGGUGAUCGGGAUGCACUACUUCUCCCCGGUCGACAAAAUGCAGCUGCUGGAAAUCAUCACCACAGACAAAACAUCCCAGGACACGGCUGCUUCCGCUGUCGCCGUCGGCCUCAAGCAGGGCAAGGUCGUCAUCGUGGUGAAGGACGGGCCUGGCUUCUACACCACCCGGUGCCUGGGGCCGAUGCUGGCAGAAGUGGUCCGAGUUCUCCAGGAGGGCAUUGACCCAAAGAAAGUAGACGCCAUCUCCACGGCCUUCGGCUUUCCCGUGGGUGCUGCCACGCUGAUCGACGAGGUGGGCGUGGAUGUGGCCACGCACGUGGCCGAGGACCUUGGCAAGGCCUUCGGCGAGCGCUUCGGGGGAGGCAGCAUCGAGUUCUUCAAGCUCAUGGUGGAAAAAGGCUUCUUGGGUCGCAAGGCAGGGAAAGGCUUUUAUAUUUACCAGGAGGGGGUGAAGAACAGGAGCGUGAAUUCCGGCAUGGAUGAGAUCUUGGCGCGGUUCAAAGUGCCGGCCAAACCUGAAGUGUAA
Eurypyga helias (sunbittern) is the source of this 1029-nucleotide messenger RNA. RefSeq names its product trifunctional enzyme subunit alpha, mitochondrial-like. Gene Ontology annotation, cellular component: mitochondrial fatty acid beta-oxidation multienzyme complex. The record is from RefSeq and is a predicted model, not a curated record. The annotation marks the transcript as partial. The transcript has 8 exons. Gene Ontology annotation, biological process: fatty acid beta-oxidation. Lineage: Eukaryota; Metazoa; Chordata; Aves; Eurypygiformes; Eurypygidae. Gene Ontology annotation, molecular function: long-chain (3S)-3-hydroxyacyl-CoA dehydrogenase (NAD+) activity; NAD+ binding; enoyl-CoA hydratase activity.